Hippocampus comes (tiger tail seahorse) is the source of this 7289-nucleotide messenger RNA. RefSeq names its product fatty acid synthase (gene fasn). Gene Ontology annotation, biological process: fatty acid biosynthetic process. The transcript has 42 exons. Bases 75 to 7289 code for a protein of 2404 amino acids. Gene Ontology annotation, cellular component: cytoplasm. Lineage: Eukaryota; Metazoa; Chordata; Actinopteri; Syngnathiformes; Syngnathidae. The record is from RefSeq and is a predicted model, not a curated record. Gene Ontology annotation, molecular function: fatty acid synthase activity; oxidoreductase activity; phosphopantetheine binding.
GGCAACUUGUGUGUCAAAUCAAUACGUGCGUGUCAUGCACGUGUACCAUUGGAGACUUGUUACCGAAAUACAUCAUGGAUGAAAUAGUCAUUGCAGGUAUAUCGGGCCGGUUGCCCGAGUCCAACAACCUGGAGGAAUUUUGGGAGAAUCUCAUCAAUGGGGUGGACAUGGUGACGGAGGACGAUCGCAGGUGGACACCAGGCCUUUACGGUCUCCCAAAGAGGAACGGCAAACUGAAAGACAUCAGCCAUUUUGAUGCCGCAUUCUUUGGAGUUCAUCCCAAACAAGCUAACACCAUGGACCCUCAGCUCCGUCUCAUGCUGGAGGUCGCUUACGAGGCGAUAGUUGAUGGAGGACUGAACCCCACCACUCUGCGCGGCAGUAAAACGGGCGUCUACAUUGGGGUGAGCGGUUCAGAGGCCGGGGAGGCGUUGAGCAGAGACCCAGAGGAGCUUCUCGGCUACAGCAUGACCGGUUGCCAGCGUGCCAUGUUGGCCAACAGACUCUCCUACUUCUUCGAUUUCAACGGCCCCAGCACAGCCAUCGACACAGCCUGCUCCUCCAGCUUACUAGCUUUAGAAAAUGCCUUCCAAGCCAUCCGCUUGAGUCACUGCGACGCCGCCUUGGUCGGGGGCGUCAACCUGCUACUCAAGCCAAACACCUCGGUGCAGUUCAUGAAACUCGGCAUGCUCAGUCCCGACGGCACCUGCAAGUCCUUUGAUUCCUCAGGUAACGGAUACUGUCGCUCUGAGGCGGCGGUGGUGGUGUUGUUGACGAAGCGGUCGGCGGCUAAGAGAGUUUAUGCCACAGUGUUGAAUGCCGGAAACAACACAGAUGGAUACAAAGAACAGGGAGUAACGUUUCCUUCCGGUGAGAUGCAGCGGAAUCUCGUUCAUUCUCUCUAUCAAGAGGCAAAUAUCACACCCGAGCAGGUUGAGUACAUUGAAGCCCACGGCACUGGAACAAAGGUCGGUGACCCGCAGGAAGUUGGCGGGAUUGUCAGUGUGUUCUGUCAAUCAAAUCGAGGGCCACUACUUAUUGGGUCCACCAAGUCCAACAUGGGCCAUCCAGAACCGGCAUCUGGGCUGGCUGCCAUAGCAAAGGUGUUGCUCUCUCUGGAGAAAGGAGUUUGGGCCCCCAACCUGCACUUCAACAGUCCGAACACUGACAUUCCUGCCCUCACCGAUGGCCGCGUGCAAGUGGUUGACCGGCCUAUACCUGUUCGCGGCGGCAUCGUAGGCAUUAACUCCUUUGGAUUCGGAGGUUCAAAUGUCCACGUCAUCCUUCGUCCCAACGAGAGGAGCGCUCAGACGCAGGGCGACACCGGCGCACCAACCAGGACGGUCCCUCGUCUGCUUCAAGCUUGCGGCCGGACAGAGGCUGCUGUGAACUCGCUGCUCCAAAAAGCAAAGGAAAACAGUCUGGAUGAUAGCUUCCUGUCUUUGCUCAAUGGAGUGUCUGGAAGUCCCGCUGCUGCUAUGCCCUAUCGAGGCUACACACUGAUCGGCUCUCAGACGGACAGCACCGAAGUGGAGCAGGUGCAGGCCACACCUAGACCCCUCUGGUACAUAUGCUCAGGCAUGGGGACACAGUGGGCGGGCAUGGGUCGCAGUCUCAUGCAGCUACCAGACUUCAGAAAAUCCAUCAUGCGCUCGGACAUGGCCCUGAAGGAAACGGGCCUGGUCGUGUCCCAACUUCUCAUGGAGGCCGAUGAAGCGGCUUUCGAAGAUACCGUUCAUUCCUUUGUUGGUCUCGCUGCCAUACAGGUAGCUCAGAUAGACCUGCUCACUAAGCUGGGUCUUCAGCCCGACGGCAUUGUGGGCCACUCGGUGGGAGAGCUGGCUUGCGGCUACGCAGACGGUUCCCUCAGCCAGGAGGAAGCCAUCCUGGCUGCGUACUGGAGAGGGCGUUGCAUCAAAGAGGCCGAUCUUCCUCCUGGAGGCAUGGCUGCAGUGGGUUUGACCUGGAAGGAGUGUAUCGCUCAAUGCCCCAAGGGCGUCGUCCCAGCCUGCCAUAAUGCCGAGGACACAGUCACUAUAUCUGGUCCUCAGGAGGCGGUCAGCAAGUUUGUGGCCGAGCUCAAAGAGCAGGGAGUGUUUGCAAAGGAGGUGCGCAGUGCCGGUGUGGCUUUCCACUCGUACUACAUGGCAUCCAUCGCUCCGGCCCUCUUAGCUGCCCUCAAGAAGGUCAUUAAGAGUCCAAGGCUGCGUUCAUCCCGUUGGGUGAGCACCAGCAUCCCUCAGUCGGAAUGGGACACUCCCCUGGCGCUUUACAGUUCGGCCGACUAUCAUGUCAACAACCUCGUGAGCCCGGUGCUGUUCCACGACGGCCUCAGCCUGGUGCCCGUCAAUGCCGUCGUGUUGGAGAUAGCGCCUCAUGCUCUUCUUCAGGCCAUCCUGAAGCGUAGCCUGAAGCAAUCAUGUACUUCACUUCCCCUCAUGAAAAGAGGUCAUCCCAAUAACCUGGAUUUUUUUCUCUCAAACAUUGGCAAACUUUACUUGAACGGCAUCAACGUGGACGUCAACACUUUGUGUUCCGAAGUGAAAUACCCCGUGCCAGUUGGCACCCCGAUGAUUUCUCCCUUGAUGCGGUGGGACCAUUCUCAGACAUGGGAUGUCCCCAAGGCGGAGGAUUUCUCCUCUGGCUCUGGAUCGAAUUCCGCCAUUGUCUACAGCAUCAACAUGAAUCCGGAAUCUCCAGAUUAUUAUCUGAUCGGACACUGCAUCGAUGGGCGUGUCGUUUACCCAGCGACAGGUUACUUGGUGCUGGCCUGGCGCACCUUAGUGAGAAGUCUAGGAGUUCCCAUGGACACGACGCCUGUGACGUUUGAUGAUGUCACCAUCCACAGGGCCACAAUUCUCCCAAAUAUGGGUGUUGUCCAGUUGGAAGUGCGUUUCAUGCCUGCCACGAACAAGUUUGAAAUUUCAGAGAACGGAGACCUGGCCGUCAGUGGAAAAGUCAGCAUUCUGGAGGAUGCGGCCCUAGAUUCGUUCCAUAGUCAAUUGAACCAGGAAGCUCUGAAAACCAGCGAGGACCCCAAACGGAAACUUCUGGCGCACGAUGUAUACAAGGAACUGCGACUGCGCGGUUAUGAGUAUGGCAAAACUUUCCAAGGCAUCUUGGAAUCUAACAAUGCCGGUAACAAUGGGAAGUUGCAGUGGAUGGGGAACUGGGUCACCUUUCUGGAUACCAUGCUGCAGAUGAUUGUUGUCGGGCUCUCCGGCCGGAGUCUACGUGUGCCAACCAGGAUUCGCUCGGUAUGCAUCGAUCCCGCGAUCCAGCUGGAAAAGGUCGGCGAGUAUGCUGACGGAAAACUAGCUGUGACAGUCCACCUCAACCGCUACCUUGACAAAAUCACAGCCGGUGGAGUACAGAUCAGCGGCCUUCACGCGACUGUGGCGCCCCGUCGACAGCAGCAGCAGCAGAACCCCCCCACCCUGGAGGAGUUCCUGUUGGUUCGCUAUGUGGAGACAGAGUGCCUUGCAAACGACAGGAAACUUGUAGAGCAGCUGAAGCUUUGCAAAGGAUUAAUCCACAAACUGCAGCAAAAGAUGGCACCUCAUGGACUGAAGCUCUGCAUCCCAGGGCUACACGGGGUGUCGGAAAGCUCGCCUCCCGGCCCUGAAUCCUCUGAGCCAGGCUUGAUUCGGUUACUCACCAUGCUCUGUGACCUGGAGCUGAAUGGGAACCUGAGUUCAGAGCUGGCGCAGACGGUGGGAAACGAAAGGGCGUGUCUUCUGCAAGACGGUCUGCUGCGCGGUCUUCUGGAUGGACCGGCACUCAGGCACUGUGUGGACAUUGCCAUGGAAAACAGCGCGCCUGGCAAGAUCAAAGUCCUGGAAGCACUAUCCAGUGAUGGUCAGCUCUUCUCCCGUGUAGUCGGACUCCUGAAUAUCCAGCCCAUGUUGCGUGUGGAUUAUGUUGCCACGGCAACGGACCAGGACCUUCUCGCCCCCCACCAGAUCCACCUAGAGGAGCUCGCGGUCACAACAGCACAGUGGGACCCUCUCUUGGGCCCAGCUCCCGGAGGUUCAGCUGACCUGGUGGUGUGUAACCAUGCCUGGGGCCCUUUAAGGGGAGACCCUCAUCUGCUGGUGACAAAUCUAGCUUCUGGAGCCAGGCAAGGAGGAUUUGUUCUCCUGCACACAUUGCUUAAGGGGGAUACCCUUGGGGAAACCGUAAGCUUCCUCUCCAGAGUCAACGACACCACCAGUAAGCAAGGACUGCUCACACAGGCUGAAUGGGAGAAAGUGUUUUCUGAGGCUUCACUCACCCCGGUGGCUGUCAGGAAGUCUUUUUAUGGCUCGGCGCUCUUUUUAUGCCGCCGGCUGGGUCCUGCCAAGCAACCAGUUGUCCUCGCGGUUGAUAGUGCCGACUACAAGUGGGUCGAAACGCUCAAGGCAACACUUGCAGAGUCCUCAGACUCGCCGGUGUGGUUGACUGCUUCUCAGCCCCACAGUGGCAUUGUGGGAAUGGUCAACUGUCUGCGGCAGGAACCCGGCGGCCUCCGAAUACGAUGUGCAUUUGUGUCAAAUCUAAACGGCUCAUCAGAAGCGCCGACGCUCCAGGUUGACGAUCCAUCCAUGCAAGCGGUGCUCAAGGGCGACCUUGUCAUGAACGUAUUCCGAGACGGAUGCUGGGGCGUUUUCAGACACCAACUCAUAACUCUUGACGGAAAUGAAGAGUUGACGGAACACGCCUAUGUCAAUGUAUUGACUCGGGGAGACCUUUCGUCACUGAGCUGGAUUGCCUCGCCGCUCCGCCAUUUUGUACCCGCCGGCCCGAAUGUGGAACUGUGUCGCGUCUAUUACAGCUCGCUCAACUUCAGAGAUGUGAUGCUCGCCACGGGCAAGCUGCCACCAGAUGCUAUUCCAGGGGACUUGGCACUGCAGCAGUGCAUGCUGGGUAUGGAGUUUUCCGGUCGUGAUCCCGACGGUCAUCGUGUGAUGGGCCUUCUGCCAGCGAAAGGCUUGGCGACAUGCGUGGAUGCUGAUAAAAGAUUCCUCUGGGAUGUCCCCUCUAGCUGGACUCUGGAGCAGGCUGCCUCCGUGCCGGUGGUCUACGCCACAGCCUACUACUCUCUGGUGGUUCGCGGCGGGCUGCGCCCUGGAGAAAGUGUUCUCAUCCACUCGGGGUCGGGGGGAGUUGGGCAGGCCGCCAUCGCCAUUGCCCUCAGCAAAAAUUGCAAAGUCUUCACAACAGUUGGCUCAGCGGAGAAGCGCGCUUACCUGCAGGAGAGGUUCCCCCAGCUCUCGGCAGAUUCCUUCGCUAAUUCCCGGGACGCAUCGUUUGAACAGCACGUCCUUCUGCACACUGAGGGCAAAGGUGUGAACGUGGUGCUGAACUCUCUGGCUGAGGAGAAGCUGCAAGCUAGUCUUCGCUGUCUUGCACGACAUGGACGAUUCCUGGAGAUUGGCAAAUACGACCUUUCCAACAACUCGCCCCUCGGCAUGGCGCUGUUCUUGAAGAAUGUGGCAUUCCACGGCAUCUUGCUGGAUGCUCUCUUUGAAGAGGGCAAUCGUGAGUGGGAGGAGGUGUCGCAGCUGCUCCAGGGGGGCAUCGCGGGAGGCGUCGUCCAGCCUCUAAAGACCACAGUCUUCGAGAGGGACCAAGUCGAGGAGGCGUUUCGAUACAUGGCCCAAGGCAAACAUAUUGGCAAAGUUCUUCUGCAGGUGUGUCACGAGGAGACAGAUACAUCCGUCCAAACCGCGUUCCCUUUAGCGAUCCCGGCCCUCCGUCGUACCUACUGCCUCGCCUCCCACUCGUACAUCAUCACCGGGGGGCUCGGCGGCUUCGGCCUCGAGCUCGCUCAAUGGCUGACUGAAAAGGGAGUCCGCAAGCUGGUGCUAACUUCCAGAUCCGGGAUCAGGAAUGGUUACCAAGCAAAGCGUGUGAGCGAAUGGCAAAGUCAGAAUGUGGAGGUGUUGGUCUCGACCAGUGACGUCGGCACACUUGAGGGAGCGGAAAAGCUCAUUGCCGAGGCCUGCAGGCUGGGUCCAGUUGGUGGGGUCUUCCACCUUGCCAUGGUUUUGAAAGAUGGCUUGUUGGAGAAUCUGACUCCUCAGCACUUCCUUGAUGUGAACAAACCGAAAUACGAUGGCACCUUGAACCUUGACAAAGUCACAAGAAAAUCCUGUCCAGAGCUGGCUUAUUUCGUUGCAUUCUCAUCUGUAAGCUGCGGCCGCGGCAAUGCCGGCCAAAGUAAUUACGGUUACGCCAACUCUGCCAUGGAGCGCGUGUGUGAGAAGAGGCGUCACGAUGGCCUUCCUGGACUCGCAGUCCAAUGGGGGGCCAUUGGGGAUGUGGGCGUGGUGCUGGAGAGUAUGGGUGGCAACGACGCCGUGAUUGGUGGCACCCUCCCGCAGAGGAUGGCUUCUUGCCUGGAUGUGCUCGACCACUUCCUGUGCCAGCGGAGCCCCGUGAUGUCAAGCUUUGUGCUAGCGGAGCGCAUUGUGGCAAAGAGCGAGGCGGGGAGCCAGAAGGACUUGGUGGACGCUGUAGCUCACAUUCUGGGCGUGCGCGAUGUCAACAGCCUGAACGCCGAUGCCUCAUUGGCUGACUUGGGCCUUGACUCGUUAAUGGGCGUGGAGGUGCGCCAGACUCUCGAGCGCGACUAUGACAUCGUUAUGGCCAUGAGAGAGAUCCGGCAGCUUACUAUCAACAAGCUGCGUGAACUGUCCAAUAAGAAGCCAGAAGGAUCAAAUGUGAAAAAGGACGUCGUUCGAACCUUGUCGGAGUCGAGUCUGACAGAGCUACUCGUCAACCCAGACGGCCCCACGGUGACGUCACUCAACGAUGUGCAGAACCAGGAGAGGCCGCUCUUCCUCGUGCACCCAAUUGAGGGCUCCAUUGCUGCCUUCAAGACACUUGCCUCCAAGCUUGACGUGCCUUGCUAUGGCUUGCAGUGCACCAAAGAUGCUCCGCUGGACAGCAUCCAAUCACUGGCAGCCUACUAUGUAGAUUGCAUUCGACGCGUCCAGCCCGAUGGGCUGUACCGAAUCGCCGGCUACUCAUUUGGCGCGUGCGUGGCGUUUGAAAUGUGCACUCAGCUGCAGAGGCAGAAACUGCCCGUGGAGAAUCUCUUCCUGUUCGACGGAUCACACUCAUACGUGGCGGCCUAUACGCAGAGCUACAGGGCCAAGCUAACACCAGACAAAGAAUCCGAGGCUGAAACUGAAGCCUUGUGCGCCUUCAUCCAGCAGUUCAUGGACACCGAGUACAGCAAGCUUCUUGAUGCUCUUCUCCCACUUCCGGACUUGGAGGCUCGGCCGUACACCGCCAUGGACUGA